Suillus clintonianus is the source of this 1012-nucleotide messenger RNA. RefSeq lists its product as uncharacterized. The transcript is spliced from 3 exons. Lineage: Eukaryota; Fungi; Basidiomycota; Agaricomycetes; Boletales; Suillaceae. Gene Ontology annotation, molecular function: FMN binding. The record is from RefSeq and is a predicted model, not a curated record. The coding region runs from base 60 to 770 and encodes 236 amino acids.
CCGAACUGCUUCCAACUGCGUACGGUCACUCAACCAAGUACACUCGGAAUAUUUAUUUUAUGAUGGCUGCUCGUAGCGCUCGCUGGCAUAACGCUCUCAAGCUCGCUCUGCAGAAGGAAGAAGGUAUGAAAAAUGUCUUCCAGCUCGCAACCGCCAGCGUCAAUGAUACCACUCCAUACGUCCGUAGCCAUAUCCUCAGAGACCAUAUCACCCAUCCAUCAUUUCCAUCUCUGCCCCUACUCCUCACAAGCACAGAUAUCCGUACUCCGAAGGUCACUCAGAUCAAGUCCAACCCUAGCCACCGCGUGGAAGCACACUUCUGGAUCAAAGCCACGAACGAGCAAUUUCGCGUCUCGGGCCGCGUGGCUAUCUACCCUUCACCUGGACUUACUGAUAAGAAAGGGAUCGAGGGCGUGGGGGAGGUGUAUGAUGCAUUCAGGAGUCAGGGGUGGAAUUGGGAGGACGAGCGACGGAAGCAAUUUGACAGUGUCGGUGCCCACAUGCGCGCAUCGUGGUGCCGGCCCGUUCCGGGUUCCCCCAUGGACUCUUACAGUGAUGCUGAGAAGUGGCCUGUCAAAGUCGCGAAACCUGGAGAGGAAGGAUAUGAUGCUGAGGAUUACGAGGAAGCGCUAGGAAACUUUGCGUUACUUCUGAUUGACCCCAUCGAAGUUGAUUAUGUCGAACUCGGGGUUACGCCUAACCGGAGGACGAAGUUCGUUAGACAGGAAUCGGAUGGCGAGAGGUGGAAGGAGGUGAUAUUGGUCCCAUAAUUUGGACCUGCACUGGAUCAUUCCGGACGUUGACGCAUCAGAGAUACGAUUAGAAGCAACACAUUGCAUGACUCAUUAGUGGUUUGACUUGUGCCAAUCAAUGCAUCACGAGCAACGCGGAAAGGUCGCACUGGGACUCAAGUCACCGAAUGUAGGCAGAGCUUCUCGGCCAGGUACUUCAAUGGCGGCCUUGUGCGCAGUGAAUAACUCGCACGUUCACAACGAAGUUCAAAAUAGUGCAG